Molecule: messenger RNA, 2068 nt
Organism: Trichomycterus rosablanca
Lineage: Eukaryota; Metazoa; Chordata; Actinopteri; Siluriformes; Trichomycteridae
Gene: dpf3
Product: double PHD fingers 3
Exons: 12
Coding region: 32-1228 (398 amino acids)
Biological process (GO): positive regulation of transcription by RNA polymerase II
Cellular component (GO): MLL3/4 complex; nucleus
Molecular function (GO): transcription coactivator activity; histone binding; histone H3K4 methyltransferase activity
Source: RefSeq, a predicted model, not a curated record
UCCUAAAGAAGUGUGAGUGAGUCUGGAUUUAAUGUUACAGCCUGGCGACAUGGCGACUGUCAUUCACAACCCACUGAAAGCGCUUGGUGAUCAGUUUUAUAAAGAAGCCAUCGAGCAGUGCCGUAGCUACAACGCCCGUCUGUGUGCCGAGCGCAGUGUGCGUAUGCCGUUUCUGGAUUCUCAGACCGGUGUGGCUCAGAACAACUGUUACAUCUGGAUGGAGAAGCGCCACAGGGGACAAGGAUCGGCGUCGGGUCAGAUGUACACGUACCCCGCUCGCUGCUGGAGGAAGAAGAGGCGACUGCAUCCACCCAUCGACCCACAGCUCAGACUUUGUGAACUCCGGCUCGAAGCUGAAAUGAUGCCCAAAAGAGAAGCGCCCUCCAACGAGGCCACGGCUUUAGAGGCUCUGCUGAGGGGAGACGGUAUUUUGGACAAGAAGAGCAACAGCUCCAAGGAGGAGGAGACGCUGCUGGAGAUUCAGAGGGUGCUCGAGGCUGAGGAAAACGGGGAUGGACUCCAUGAAGACGAGGACUUUGAGGUGGACACACCGAAGAGAAAGCAGAGAAGCAAAGGCAAGGGACGAGGUUCGGCCAGAAAGAAGAAUGAGGCAGUGACCAGCGAUGAUCAGGACAAACCUUACGUGUGUGACAACAGAAACAAACAAAAGCAUAACACAAAAAGUGGUGACUCAGUUUGUGGUAAGCGCUAUAAGAACCGGCCUGGUCUGAGCUACCACUACACCCACACACACCUGGCUGAGGAGGAGGGGGAGGAAGAACGAGAACCUGAGUUCCCUCCGUCUCCACCACCACAUAAAACCACAAACCAUAAACCACAAAAGGGACCCGAUGGAGUGAUCAUCCCUAACGACUACUGUGAUUUCUGUCUGGGAGACUCUGGCUCUAACAAAAAGACCGGUCAGGCUGAGGAGCUGGUGUCCUGUUCAGACUGUGGACGCUCUGGUCACCCUACCUGCCUUCAGUUCACAGAUAACAUGAUGCGGGCUGUGAGGACGUACCAGUGGCAGUGUAUCGAAUGCAAAUCCUGCAGUCUGUGUGGAACCUCGGAGAACGACGAUCAGCUCUUGUUUUGUGACGACUGUGAUCGAGGCUACCACAUGUACUGCCUCAAGCCUCCCAUGACCCAGCCGCCCGAGGGGAGCUGGAGCUGCCACCUCUGUCUGGAUCUACUUAAGGACAAAGCAUCUGCUACUGGAGAACCAUAGAGGUCAUAAAGAAAUGUAUUCCUUCCACAUCCAUAAUGGAUGCAUGUAUUAAUCCUCCAGAGGAGAGGCUCUGAGCUGAAGUGGAACAGUGGGCGUCUUUUGUUUAUCCUGCACAUACAGGACAAUAAAAACACACAGCUGGACGCUACAGUCACGACUCUACCUCAUUACAACAGACUAAGAUACAGCACAUUUACCUGCUUAUUUACCUGAAUCAGUAUGUGGCAGUAGGUUGAGCAAUAAUGGAACUUUUGCUUGUACUGUUUGUAAUGUUAGUAUAAAAAAGGAAUACCAGAGCAAAAACCUACAGUAGUUAUAAUUCAUUCGGCUAUUUAAAAAAACAAGUAAAUUUGUUAAACUGCUAAAACUUGGUCUCGACUGGAAAUGUGUUGGGGGUUUUUGUACCACAGACGAUCAUUAGAAAUCAUGACAUUUAUAAUGUAGUAUGUAGACGUUAUGCUUUUGUUUGGAACUAAGUGCUCGCCUGAUUUCUUAUUUCUUCCCUCCUGAUAUAUUAGCGCCUCUAUUUCUGUCUGAGUUCUCUCAUCUGUCGUCUUUACUUCCUCCUCUGUAUGUAUAACGCAUUAGAGCUUCUAUUUUCCGAGCCGAUUUAUCAGGACGGUUUCUCACAUGUGCUGAAUAUUUCAUGGUGCUGUUUAGGGCCGCCGACAUCCUGACAGACCGAGAGGGUCAUUAGAGCAGAGACGCCAGGGCGCCACCCAAAAAGCUCUUACACUAAAAUAAAGAGAUAGAACUAGACCUUUUUUUGGAGUACAUGCUAAAUUUCAGUAAUGUAAUGAAAAUAAAAUGAUCUUUUAUUAUUUUGAGAAUAAAUAAAAA